This is a messenger RNA of Pantherophis guttatus, 6750 nucleotides long. RefSeq names its product farnesyltransferase, CAAX box, subunit beta (gene FNTB). Gene Ontology annotation, molecular function: protein farnesyltransferase activity. Gene Ontology annotation, cellular component: protein farnesyltransferase complex. Gene Ontology annotation, biological process: protein farnesylation. The record is from RefSeq and is a predicted model, not a curated record. NCBI's taxonomy places the organism in Eukaryota, Metazoa, Chordata, Lepidosauria, Squamata, Colubridae.
AACAGAGAGAUCAAACGACACACCACGUGAGGUCGAUAGCGAGCCACAAGCUAGCUAUUUCACCAGCGCCUGAAAGCAAGGUCAGCAAAACUAAACCAUAGCUGCGCGUUGAGACCAUUGUCCUCUCCGAGCUGCCGUAGCUGGGUUUUAAGCCCAUUGCCUCUCGGUCGGAUUCGGGUAGCCGGAAUUGUUCGUGCGGAUUGAGCCCUUUUCUAUGAGCAUGGCGGCGGCGGAGGCAGAGAUAGAGGUAGCAGCAGCAGCUUCCACCCAUCACGGCGGACCCGAGAGAAGGCGCCAUCAGUGUGGCGGGAGCGGGGACGCGUAUCGGGAGCGGCUGGACGACGACGGAGUUCGGACCCUCACUUCGGCGGAGCAGACAAAAGUGGAGGAUAUUGUUCAAGAAGUUUUUGAUGUUUACAAGAGAAAUCAUCACGACACCCAGUAUGUUUUGCAACAAGAUAAACAUUUCCACUACUUGAAGAGAGGACUGAGGCAAUUGACUGAUGCCUAUGAGUGUCUGGAUGCCAGUCGCCCAUGGCUGUGCUAUUGGAUCCUGCACAGCCUGGAGCUCUUGGGGGAACCAAUCCCAGAUUCAAUAGCAUCAGAUGUGUGCCAGUUCCUUAGCCACUGUCAGAGCCCAAACGGAGGAUUUGGAGGAGGACCAGGCCAACACCCACAUCUUGCUCCAACGUAUGCAGCUGUGAAUGCUCUCUGUAUUAUUGGCACUGAAGAGGCAUACAAUGUUAUCAACAGAGAGACACUUCUGGAAUACCUGUAUUCCCUGAAGCAGCCUGAUGGCUCCUUCAUCAUGCACCUAGGAGGCGAAGUUGAUGUCCGGAGUGCCUAUUGUGCUGCAUCCGUAGCUUCCCUUACCAACAUUAUUACACAGUCUCUCUUUGAAAAAACUGCGGAAUGGAUUGCAAGAUGUCAGAACUGGGAGGGCGGGAUCGGUGGCGUCCCCGGCAUGGAAGCCCAUGGAGGAUACACGUUUUGUGGACUGGCAGCCUUGGUCAUUCUCAAAAAUGAACAAGUUUUGAAUCUGAAAAGUUUAUUACACUGGGUUACAAGCCGUCAGAUGCGUUUUGAAGGAGGGUUUCAGGGUCGUUGUAACAAGCUGGUGGAUGGCUGCUACUCAUUCUGGCAGGCUGGUUUACUGCCUCUCCUACAUCGAGCUUUGCAUGCCAAAGGUGAUCCUGCUCUCAGUAUGACACACUGGAUGUUUGACCAACAAGCUCUUCAAGAAUAUAUCUUGUUAUGUUGCCAAUGUCCUGCAGGAGGUCUUUUGGACAAGCCAGGAAAGUCUCGAGAUUUUUACCAUACAUGCUACUGCCUGAGUGGGUUGUCGAUAGCACAGCAUUUUGGCAGUGGAGAUCUUUUACAUGAAGUUGUGCUAGGAGUGCCAGAGAACCGCCUGCAGCCAACGCAUCCUGUCUACAACAUCUCCCCUGGCAAAGUGAUGCAAGCUGUGAUGCACUUCCUGAAAAAGCCAAUUCCAAGUAGAGAAGAGACUUUUACUAACUGAGCCUUUUCGCUGCCCUUAGAGAGACUCUGCAGUGUGUACUGUCCUAAUGGCGCAAUAACGCUGCAUAUCGUCUUGGCUGAUGUGGGACUUGAGCCAUGAAGCUAACUUCCUCGGGCUCUACUUUGUGUGUGCGUGUCUGUCUUUUGAGAGAGCUUUGCUAGCCAUACCAAAAAUAUACCAGUUUUUUUAGAACGGAAUAGCUGAUUGGCUGUGUGAUGGUGUAUGGUUGGUCAUGCUGGGUGCUCAACUUAGGCAGGAAGCUCUCUCAUUAAGGAGCAGCUUUGUUUUUGAAACAAUGCAGCAUGUUACUAUCGUAAGCAUCUGGCAAAGCAGCUCUGUUGUUUCAUUUGCACUAUGCUAAGCAUCAUGGGGGUGGGAGGAAUGGGAGGGUGGUGCAGCUUCAUCAUCAGCUGCAUACUGGCUUGGCCAGAGAUGGUACAUUGAUCUCCUGCUCUGGCAGGCAGUUUCUUCAUCUGGCUAUUUACAUUCCCUGAGGAAUUCUAAACAUUUCGAGCCAGGAGAUUAGUUUCCCAGGUUUUGGAUACGUCACGAGAAAGAAAACCAAGCUAAAUGGUGUAUGCAUAUCUUCACUAUGUAGUUCUGUAUCACAUGUUGGAGCACGCUGGGAAAGUGUGGUCUUGAACAUUGGUACUAAGAGGUCUCUUUCUGCCUAGAGCAAAAAGAGGCAGAUACGAAUGCUUCUGCAAGAUUUUAUUUCCCUUGCAAAUUGCUUGUCCGGGGAUGGGAUUGAUAAUACAAUGAUGUUUAUGCAUUUUAUAAGAUAUAUACAGUAUAUAUAAAUAUAUCUAUACAGUAAAUUCAGAAAGUAUUCAAACCUCCUUCACUUUUGUCAGUUUUGUUAUGCUACCAUCUGAUUCUACAGUUGUUGAAAUCCAUUUUUUCCACAUUAAUCUACACUUGGUAUCGCAUAUUGAGGUGAAAACAGAAUUUUAGAAACGUCUGUAAAUUUAUUAAAAAGAAAAAAAAACUGAAAUGUCACAUUGGCAUAAGUAUUCAGACCCUUUGCAACAACACUUGAAAUUUCUCCCAUUUCUCUUGAUCAUUGCUGACAUGUUUCUACACCUUGAUUAGAAUCUACCUGUGGUAAAUGAAAUUGAUCGGACAUGAUUUGCAAGGCACACACCUCUCUAUAGAAGGCCUCACAGCUGAGGCAUACUGUAGCAGAGCAAAAGCCAUGAGGUCAAAGGAACUGCCUGUAGAGCAGGGGUGAAAUCCAGCAGGUUCUGACAGGUUCUGGAGAACCGGUAGCGGAAAUUUUGUAUAGUUCAGAGAACCGGCAAAUACCACCUCUGGCUGGCCCCAGAGUGGGGUGGGAAUGGGGAUUUUGCAGUAUCCUUCCCACAGGAAUGGGGAGGGAAUAAGGAUUUUGCACCAUCCUUCCCCUGAAGUGGGGUGGGAAUGGAGAUUUUGCAGUAUCCUUCCCCUGGUGUGGGGUGGGAAUGGAGAUUUUGCAGUAUCCUUCCCCUGCCACACCCACCAAGACACACCCACAGAACCGGUAGUAAAAAAAUGUGGAUUUCACUACUGCUGUAGAGCUCAGACAAGGAUUAUUGCAAGGCUACAAUAAAAUUUCUGCUGCACUGAAGGUUCCUAAGACAAAAUGGCCUCCAUAAUUCUCAAAUGGAAGAAGUGUGGCACAACCAGGACGCUUCCAGGAGUUGGUUGCUGGUCAAACUGAGCAAUUAGGGGAGAAGGGACUUAGUAAUAGAGGUGACCAAGAACCUGAUAGUUACUCUGAGCUCUAGAGAUCCUCUGUGGAGAUGGGACAGAGUUCCAAGACAACGAUUACUGCAGUCUUCCACCGAUUUGGGCUUUAUAGCAGUGCCUAGAUGGAAGCCUCUCCUCAGUGCAAAACACAUGAAAGCCCACUUCAAGUUCAUAAAAAAGCACCUGAAGGACUCUCAGAUUGUGAGGAACAAGAUUCUCGUCGUCUGAUGAAACCAAGAUUGAACUGUUUGGCCUCAAUUCUAAAUGUUAUGUCUGGAGGAAACCAGGCACCACUCAUCACCUGCCCAAUAUCAUCCCAACAGUGAAGCAUGGUGUCAGCAGCAUCAUGCUGUGGGGGUGUUUUUCAGCAGCAGGGACUGAGAGACUGGUCAGGAUUGAGGGAAAGCUGAAUGGAGCAAAGUACAGGGAUAUCCUCAAUAAAAACCUGUCCCACCACAUUCGGGACCUCAGACUGGGCCAAAGGUUCACUUUCCAACAUGACAACGAUUCUAAGCACACAGUCAAGACAACACAGGAGUGGCUUAGGGACAACUCUGAAUGUUCUAGAGUGGCCCAGCCAAAGCCCUGACAUGAACCCUAUUGAACAUCUCUGGAGGGACCUGAAAAUGGCUGUCCACUGACAGUCACCAUCCAACCUGACUGAGCUUGAGAGGAUUUGCAAGGAAGAAUGGCAGAAAAUCCCCCAAUCCAAGUGUGCAAAGCUUGUUGCGUCAUAGCCAAAAAGACUCAAGGCUGUAAUUUCUGCCAAAGGUGCUUCAACAAAGCACCGAGUGAAGGUCUGAAUACUUAUGCCAAUGUGAUAUUUCCGUUUUUUUCUUUUUAAUAAAUUUACAGACAUUUCUAAAAUUCUGUUUUCACUUUGUCAUGGGGUACUGAAUGUAGAUUAAUGAGGAAAAAAAUGAAUUUCAACAACUCUACAAUCAGGCUGCACCAUAACAAAAUUGACAAAAGUGAAGGGGGUCUGAAUACUUUCUGAAUGUACUGUAUAUACACUAAUUGCUUUCUUAUUACUUGUACAGUUGUGACUGUUAAUAAAAUUCUUCACAGAAAAUGUGUUUUAAUUCAGAGGGCUGCCUGAAAACCCUUUUAGUGCUGGGCUACACAUUAAGAAAUAAUUACAUUUAGUCUUCUCGGGGUUGUAUUUUUGUCCUGCAUGGUAAGAAUAGGCAUCAGGGAAUAUUCCACCUAUAUUAAAAUAAUAUCACUUCAUAUGUCAUUGGAACUUUCAGUCAUCUUACCUGCAUUCUAGGUUAAAUUGCAUUAUAUAUAUAUAUAUUUCCUAGUGCCUCCCAUUGGACUUUUGCAAAUGAAUUUCCAAAUGAUUAAAUAAUUCUUAACUCUAGAAAACUUUCAUAUGCUGCUUGAUGGCUAGAUUAAGUUUUGGUUGGUUUGGUAGAAUUCUGCUUCUCAAGAAGAGUCCUACAGCACAAACAGUUUUGCCUGGCACUUGCAUAAAUGUAACAUGAAGACUGAUGUGAAGGAGCUGAAGCAGGAAAAAUUGUAUUCUGUAACAACCAGUAGAAACCACAUAAAACUGUCUUCUGUUUGGGUGUUUGUCAGGUAUGGACUGUACACAUCAAUUCAUGGCGUUCUGUGCAAUGGAUGUGCAUGCUAGGAAUUUUAAAAAUUCAUCUCUACAUCUAGAAGGCACUUAGGUGAGGGAAGAUUGAUCUACAUUUGGAUGAACUUUUUUCGGACAGAAUCCUAUGGUUUCUCUAAUGUUGGAAGGGCAAUAAAUGAGAGGUGAAAAAGGUAGGUGCCUUUGAAAGGCAGGAAACAUUGUUGAUCUGGAAUGGAACAAAAUCUGAGGCAUCAUUUAUUUUCCCCUUUAUUAGGAGCAUAAAGUAGAAAACUGCAAACAUUUCUGAUUUAACAGCAUAUGACAAUGGGGGGGGGGGAGAUGAGAAAAUAGAUUUAACAAUGUGAAAAUGUUGACUUUUUAAAUCUUUCAAAUUACUAUCUCCUAUACCUGUAAGAAUAUGCUUGAAUAUGCUGCUUGGUGAAAUCUCCAAAGGUAAGCAAAUUUUGGCCAUCAAGAAAGGGCAAGUUUGAAGCAAUCAGUAAAUAUAUCCCUCUUCAUAAUUGGGAAAAGUAAUUGAUUCUAAACAACUGCAUGCUGUCUAUCUCUACAUGCAGGUUUUCUUUAUUUGUAUAACCCUGGAUGCAGGAAUUCAGCUUUUUGGGUACCAACUUAAAUUUUGAGUGGUUUACAGUAUAAUGUAUCAUCUUGAGUACUGUAUACCAUCUUGAGUAUACCUCCCUCAGUAAAUCCUAUAAGCUUAAAAAUAGAAUAAUUUAAGGAAGUGGGCAUAAUAGCACUUAUAGUACUCCUAUAAGUAGUUUCCAUGCAGCCACAUAAAAUACUUAAGAUUUUCAACAGCAAAUAGAAGCUCCCAUGCAGCCAUGAAAAGGCUAUUUAACUGAUGGUUGUAAAAAAAUAGCAGGCAGCAUUUUUUUUUUUUUACUACUUAUGGGAGUAAAGUGCUGCAAGGAUGCUAAUUCACAUAGCGUGUACUGUAGUAAGCUAUGCUUUGUAUUAAAGAACCAUUAAACAAUGAGCACCAAUGAAUGGUGUCUUUCAUGUAAAAUGUCAGAAAUGUUAGAUUUCAGGAAGUGCUAAAAAAAGUGUGUGUGCAGGGCAGGGGGAGGAGAUGGAACAAUUGCCCUCUGAUUAGGUUGCCACUGUGUUUUGCAGAGUCCUAGUUACUGUACGGUUAGUGUGAUUUUACUGAUUGUUCACGUUAGAAAGUUAAUAUAUAUUGUGUAGAUAGUUUAGUGACAAGUGCUUAACAAGCUCCAGCUGGAGUGUUCAUUUACUUUUUGAAACCGAGUUCAGAGCUAUUAAACUAUAGCUCAGACUCAUCACUGAAAGGCUGCUUGUUAAAAAAAAGGGUGGGGACCUUGAUAUAUGUGCAUAAGGAACUCCAUUCCCUUGAGGUAUUAUCAGGGCUACAUGCCAAGAGAAAAACAGAUUAAUAUUGCCAGUAUUGCUGCUUAGUUGUAUUUUUAAUUGAAGUUAUGCAAAGGACCACACAUAGCCGAUUGCAAAAUGUUUUUAUUAAAGUCACUUGAUGUUGCUUACCUAAAACACAAUUAACAUAAAUUUAGGAUGAGAAGAUUACUUUUACUAUAGCUUUGUGGUGAUCUGAAAAAGAAAAUGCAACUUCCCUGUCAGAUAUUGCCUGCAUAUGAUGCACCAGAGACUAGAAGGGUUUAAGUCUUUACAGACAUCACAUGUGACUAUAUCAGCCAAUGAACUCUAUUAUUGGACUCUUACCUAGAAACCACUUGGACAUCUUCCCUUUUUUUUCUCUCUCUCUCUCUCUCUCAUCUAUCUCUCAGCGAGACAACACGUGGACUUCUCUCUCCUCUCAACAUCUGAGUCAUACAGUUAGGGUAAAAAUGUAACAGGACAUCCUGUUCAUUAUCGUACGCAUGUAUAUAUUUGUAAAUAAUAAAAACAACUUUUUGAACCUGAA